AUGCUGUCUGAUGAAGCUGUUUCAGCUUCUUCCAACCUCAUCAGAAGCACCUCAAACUCGAGCCCUAACCCUCCUAACCCUAAUAAGAGAAAAAGAAGUCUACCAGGAACACCAGAUCCGACAUCAGAAGUGAUUGCUCUAUCACCAAAGUCACUGAUGACAACAAACCGUUUCAUCUGCGAAGUAUGCAACAAGGGUUUCAAGAGAGACCAAAACCUGCAGCUACAUCUGCGAGGGCACAAUCUUCCAUGGAAGCUUAAGCAAAGAAACCAUCAGGAGGUGAUAAGGAAGAAGGUGUAUGUUUGUCCAGAGAAGAGCUGUGUGCACCAUGACCCUUGUAGAGCUUUAGGUGACUUGACAGGGAUAAAGAAGCACUUUAGUAGAAAGCACGGUGAGAAGAAGUGGAAGUGUGAUAAGUGUUCUAAGAAAUAUGCAGUUCAAUCUGAUUGGAAGGCUCAUAGUAAGAUUUGUGGUACUAGAGAGUACAGAUGUGACUGUGGCACACUAUUCUCCAGGAAGGACAGUUUCUUAACACAUAGAGCCUUUUGUGAAUCCUUGGUGGAAAGAAGUGCAAGAAUAAUAGGUUCAGCUCCAGCAGUUUUAUCCAACUUUGGAAACAAUCUUCUGAUCAACAACACUCAAGCUCAAGCACCAAGAAUUCCUCAUGGUUUAUUUGGGCUUAAUCAGGAGUUUGGUGGACCAGUUCCAGAAACAUUCAUGGGAAAUUUUCUCAACAAUAAUCCUCAACAUCAUCAGAUGAACAUCCCUCAUCAUAACUAUCUUCCAAGCAACUCCACUACUACAACUAGUGUAUUCUCAUCAUCAGAAGCAAACUCUGAUUUAGAAUUACUUCAGACAAACAUGAAUUCGUUCGGUUCAAUACCACAUGGACAAUGGAUGAAUUAUCGUUACCCCGAGCAACAAGAAGUAUCUAUGCCUAUGCUUACUCAAGGAGUACUAAAGCUAGAACAAGAAGAAAACAACAAAAUGCAUGAUUUGUCUCAUUUGUAUUAUCAGAACCAAUUACAAGGAGGUUUACAAGGAGGUCCAAGUCACGCGAUGGAAUCCACAACUAGAAAGAUGAACAAUGGGAAUAAUUCUGCACCUCCCAACAUUGUUGAAAUCAAGAAACUGUUCAAGCAAGGAAACCAUGCAGGAAAUUUGAAUGAAGAUCAACUAAGCUUAACUAGAGAUUUCCUUGGAGUUGGAGUUGGAGAUGAUUCAUUGAAGAAACCGUUGUUGCAACAAGAGGUCCCUAGGUUCAAUCCAAUAGGACCUAUCAUGAACAUGCAAAGUGAUCAGUUUGGUGGACACUAUUGA
Vicia faba (fava bean) is the source of this 1320-nucleotide messenger RNA. The record is from the annotation of a GenBank genome assembly. NCBI's taxonomy places the organism in Eukaryota, Viridiplantae, Streptophyta, Magnoliopsida, Fabales, Fabaceae.